ACAGUGGCUAAACACUGAAAGUCCUAUUUCUCUUCACAAAGACCUUUGUGGAAAAGUGGUGGUGUUGGAUUUUUUUACUUACUGCUGCAUCAAUUGUUUGCACUUGCUGCCUGAUCUCCAUGCCUUAGAGCACCAGUACUCUGAUAAAGGUAGGGAGAAUGGAAAAGUUGGGGCUGCUUCCGUAAUGUCUACAUGUGGUAGAAAUGGUCUUGUUAUUAUCAGUGUCCAUUCAGCGAAAUUCCCAAAUGAAAAAGUUCUGGAAAACAUUAAAAGUGCAGUUCUGAGAUAUAAUAUUACCCACCCUGUAGUGAAUGAUGCAGAUGCAACACUUUGGCAUGAACUAGAAGUGUCCUGCUGGCCAACUCUUGUCAUUCUUGGGCCUCGUGGAAACAUGCUGUUUUCACUUGUUGGAGAGGGACACAAAGAGAAGUUGUUUUUAUUUACUUCUAUAACCCUGAAGUUCUACAAAGAGAAAGGACAAAUCAAAGAUAACAGAAUUGGAAUAAAGCUGUACAGAGACUUGCUCCCACCUUCUCCCUUGCUAUUUCCUGGGAAAGUGACCGUAGAUAAUUCAGGAGAAAGGUUGGUAAUAGCAGACACUGGACAUCACAGGAUUUUGGUUACCCGGAAAAAUGGUCAAAUUCUACACACUAUUGGAGGUCCCAACAGCGGAAGAAAAGACGGAAGAUUUUCGGAGGCAGCUUUCAACUCACCUCAAGGGAUCGCUAUAAAGAAUAAUGUUAUUUAUGUAGCUGAUACAGAAAAUCAUCUAAUUAGAAAGAUUGACCUAGAAUUAGAGAUCGUGAGCACUGUUGCAGGUGUUGGCAUACAAGGCGUUGACAAAGAAGGUGGAGCAAAAGGAGAAGAACAGCCCAUCAGCUCUCCGUGGGAUGUGGUCUUUGGAAAUUCGAUUUCAGGUACCCAGGAAGACGAUGUUUUAUGGAUAGCCAUGGCAGGCACUCAUCAGAUCUGGGCACUGAUGUUGGAAGGUGGAAAACUACCAAAGGGAAGCGAUUUAAAGAAAGGAACCUGCAUUCGAUUUGCUGGGAGUGGAAAUGAAGAGAACAGAAACAAUGCAUACCCGCACAAGGCAGGCUUUGCACAGCCUUCUGGUCUCUCUCUGGCUUCUGAGGAGCCAUGGAAUUGCCUUUUUGUAGCAGAUAGCGAGAGCAGCACUGUGCGAACAAUUUCUCUGAAGGACGGAGCGGUGAAGCACCUUGUAGGAGGAGAGAGAGAUCCAUUGAAUUUGUUUGCCUUUGGUGAUGUGGAUGGAGCGGGCAUAAAUGCAAAGUUGCAGCAUCCCCUAGGAGUAACGUGGGACAAGAAAAGAAAACUGCUGUACGUAGCCGAUUCCUAUAAUCAUAAGAUUAAGGUUAUAGAUCCCAAAACGAAGAACUGCAGCACCCUGGCAGGCACAGGAGAAGCAAGCGAUAUUACUGCUUCCAGCUUUACACAGUCAGCUUUUAAUGAACCAGGAGGUUUGUGUGUUGAAGAAAAUGGCCGCUUAAUGUAUGUUGCGGACACAAAUAAUCAUCAGAUUAAAGUGCUGGAUUUGGAAACAAAAAUUCUUUCCGUGUUGCCUAUCCUGAAUCCAGAAGCAUGUGAUGUUCCAGAUCAUCUCUCUGUACAAAGGGAUAAAAUAGCAAACCUUCCAAAACUGCCUAAAUCUGCACCAAACGUUCAACUUCCUUCCCUGACUGUAACUCCUGGCCAGACGAUUCAAUUUCUGUUAAAGUUGACUCUUCCUCCAGAUACAAAACUGAAUGAAGAAGCACCUAAUUCCUGGUUCAUCACAGCAGAAGAUAAUACAUGGUUGCUUCAAGGACAGUGUCUGUCUGGAGGAAUUAAGGAUGUUUCCUGUCAAACUCUCAUUCCCUUUCAGUUACCCAGUAGCUGUCUAUCAGCUGAAGCUAUCCUGGCUAUCAAAGCGUGCCUCUAUUAUUGCAGCAAAGAUAGCAGUGCCUGUAUGAUGAAAGGAAUCUCAUUCAGUCAGCCUUUACAGAUAGCUAAUACAACCCAAGGUAGCUUGACUCAAGUUGAACUGACAUACGCGUUUUUAACUAACUAAUGCAAAGCCAACUCAUUUCAUACUUUAUUUUAGUGUCCAAUGUUUCCGUAGGAAAAAAUAAGAAUAGAUAACUUUUCUCUGUUGUUCAUUUUCCUACAGCUUAUGAAGAAGCUAACAAAUAGUAUACUUGAUAAAAUGGAGUUCCUCACAAUUUAACAUGAAAAUUUAUAAUCACCACCUCAGUUCUUUUCAUUACUGUAACAGCAAUAAUAUAGUAACACUCUAGAUUCUGUUGCCAAUUGUGAAUAUACUGGAUGUUUGCCAUUCUGAGCAAUGAGCGACAAUUUCAAGAGUUCUUUUGGAAGAGCUAGUAUUACUUUGUAAUGCUACUAUAGUAAGUUCUUUGCACUGUGCAUACUGUUAGAACAGCUAGAUCAUUUAGGACUAGCAGUUAGAAAUUCCUUUCAUGCCAUUAACUUUUAACAGAAUGUUAAAACCAGUGCUUUCUUUCUCCGCGGCUACAAAAUAGUUAUCUUUCUUAUUUUUCAGUGUUGGCGUUUAUGACAUGCGUAUUUUGAAAAUACACUAUAAACUAGGUGCAGCUCUAAUUUUAUGCAAACUGUGUUUUACUUAACUAGAUAGGACUGCCUUAUAUGAAAAGCACAGUUUCAUGAGAAAAUGUCUGUGAAAGGAAGUGUUUAAGUACCUACAGAUGCAUUUCAUGCUGAUUUCUAGCAAAGAACGUGCCUCUCUCUAAUGUGUAUAUAAAAAACAUGUCAGAGUUUUUCUGUUAUAUACCCAUUUACAUUUUAUAGUAAAUUUUAGGUAAUAGUUGAAUAUCUAAGCUGCAGAAAUUAAAUGUCAGCCAUUUCAAGCAGGUGAAUCACUUUUUCUUUCCACUUCUGUGGUUUCUGUGUAAAGACCUGUCUGGAGACUCCUGUCUUGUAGACACUUAGGAUUAUGAAUAGUGUUGUACUCUUGAAAUCUGAUUCAAAAUCUUUUAAGUCAUUUGCUAUAGUGGCCUCUGAACAAGAACCAUACGUUCAGUGAUGAAUUAUUCGCAAUGGCAUUCACGUUUGGAGGAUCUGAGCUUUUGCUGGUGAACUGCUAUUUUCUGGAGUACUGCUAGUUUCUUACAUGAAUUGGUAGGGUUCCUACUGGGCUUCAGGGAUAUUUGGAUUGGGCUCAGUGCUCGGAUCAUGAGGAUCGGUUCUAAGAAGAUGAGUUUGUCCUAAGUUUGAAGAUGCGCUUUUACAUCUAUUAUGACGCACAGUAGUGAAAGAAUUACACAGCUUUUUCUAAAAAAAAAAAAAAAAGCCAUUGUUCCUGACACCUGACAGUAAAUCCCCAAUUUGAUAUGUUGUUGCUCUUUCCUACUUAAAAGCUGAUUGAAAUGUUGGUUAUGAACUCAAGAGGCUUUUGUUUUAAGGAAACCGUAUGGUUCCUUGUGGACUGGUGUGUUUUUUCCUUCCGCUGAAAUGCCAGCCUAUCUGUGAGCACUCUGUAGUACCAGAAAUGAUAAUUAUCUCACCUGUCAACAAGGCAAUGACUGAACUAUUAUUUUUCUUGUGUUUUUUUAAGCAACUUUUCUAAUUUAGUCUUUCAGCUCACGUGUAGUCUUGAGGAGCAAGAAAGCUUUACUACUUUGUUUACAGUUUGCAAAUGGUGUUUGAAGGAUGAAAGCAAAGAAACUGAUCGGAGCAUUUACCCUUUUUUUAACAUUUGAGUACAACUCCUUCUUUCUGAAAUACUUUUUGUUUGACUUUGGAUGGUAGCCAGGAAACCUUAGAUUAGCUUCCAGCUAGCUCAGACAUUUUUCUAUUGCUUACUGAAAAAAAAAUCAAGCACUAGUUUCUGGAGUUUAGAAUGAUGAAUUAAACUCUUACUGUUAUCUCAAGUAUAUCACUCAGCUGAUGGAUUUGUUCUCUAAAUUGCAACUAGAAUUAUUUGAUACUUGUCUGUUUCAGUUGGACAAGAUAAUCAAAUUUGACCUGUUUAGCUUCUUGUAUUCAAAAACGGAAUCCAUGUGUCAACAUAUCUGUUACCUUACUGGCACUUUUUAGCAUACUGCUGCAGGGGUCAAAAAUGUAUUCCUAACUUUAUUUAAAUGCAAUCUGUAGUAUUUAAGUGUAGUAUUGUAGAUACAUUUUCUAUCCAAAUGUGCAUAUAUAAAUGUGUGCGUAAGGGUCACAGCCGUUCCGUUUUUCAAUUCUCAACUUGCAAUUACUGUAUAUAUACAUACUCAGAACCACUGUAAGCUCAUUGGGAGAGGACAUGAGUAGACAGUAGGAAAACUUUUGCAUAAACAUCAAGCUAAAGUCUAGGAUCAGACUAAAAAGGACCUUUAAAUCUUUAGUCAUGGCCAUAUUUUAAUAAUUAUAUUUCAAAGAAAACAGUUUCCACUUUACUAGCGAAGAGUGGGAGUAUAUCUGCUUGGACCAAUUUUUUUUUCCUCUUUUCUUUUAAGUCCGUGUCUUGCAGCAGUGGUCUGAAUCCUAUAUAAAUCAAGGCGGGUAGAAGUUGUAAGCAAUUUGGUGAUGCUGGUCCAGCACCAAAAGCUUUUUUGUUAAAUUUAAUGACUGUUCUCUGCUUCGCUCAUGCAUUUUUCAAAUGAGCUCUGUAGCGAUACUACUGCACCCUCGCUAUUGGUUUGCUUUCCACAAAGUCUGAGUGUUCGUCACUACUAUAACGUCUUUCAUUUCUAAAAAUGAAAACAGAGGCCGAAGGUGUGAGUCCAUCUCAAAAAGACACACCACUUGUUAAUUUAUGAAGAAAAGCUAUAUGCUGGAGGUAACAGAAUCUGGUGGGUUUUCACAACCCGGGUCAGUUCCUCCUGAUCCAGUCAGUAGCAAUGCUGAGCACAUAUUCCCAAUAGGCACAUGUAUGUGUGUACGUGCAGGGUACACAUAUAGAGUACACACACAGCCAGCUCCACAGAUCAACACAGCCAGGGAGAUGUAAUUUACUGGCAUCCUCCUAAACAGCCACAGCACUUGCAUAAAAAGGAACAGCAUGGGCAGCCCCCUCUUUGGCUGAUCAGAAUAGAAGUGGAAUAUAGAUGUGUGUGUGUGCCUGUGUGUGUGUAUACGUACGUACAUACCGUACAAUAGCUCUUCAAUAACUGCUCCUAGGCACUUGAACAAUCCAGUAGUUGGCCUCCAGUCUCCUCCAGUUGCGGGCACCUGACCGUAUGAGCCCCUGUGGUUCAUGUUUCCCCUCUAGUUGCUGCUCCUGCUUGUAGAGGGGAAAGUCAUUCUGGUUGUUUAAUUAUUGACUAGCUAUUUAAGCGAAGAUAGAUGUAUUAUUGCCUGUGUAGUUGCAAAUCUCUUGAUUUUUUGGUCCCUACCAAGGUUUAUUACAUAGGUGAAACCCUUAAUUGCUUGACUUUGUAGAGUUAUGAGUAUUUAGUUGAAAAGAGCUUAUAAAUAUCCCUGCUAUUGUCUGCUAAAUUAUUACAUUCGUAUGACCCUUAACUUUUAAAAAUCACUGUUAUUCCUUAACACUUACCUCAAAGAUAGAUUGCAGCCAAGGCCCCACAGAAGUGUGUGCAUAAACUAUGUGUUGCAAGUCACAAGGAAGUUUUCUUUCUCAUAUAACGUGUGACAGAUGUUGUAACGGGGCAUGUGCAUGUGUCCUCCAGGCAGCAGUUGUGUUAGCUGAAGAAUUUACCACACAAAGCAGCUUGUCACCUACCCUUCCUGACAGUAACACUCCACUCAGAUCUGCCAGCAGAAUUGUUCGUAUAAUCAGUUAAAGUAACUCAUGUACGUUAGCAAAAAUCUAGUAUUUUAAGUGAAGUGUAAUCAUUUUCAUUGAAAUAAGUUGUCAAGGAUUAAAUGAGCUUGUUUGUCCUCAGCAAGAAAGCUGGAAGGAUGCUGGCAGUUAGUUGCGGACUGAAACCUUUACAGUCCUUGCAAAAGUGAGACCUGGUUAUUUUGAAUUAGAAUUCUACCGCAUCUGUCUUUGUAUUCUACAGCGGAUCAUAAAUAUAGAAACAAUAUUUCUAAUAAUAUUUCUAUAUUCAGUUAUGUUCCUAUAACCAAAUGACCACUAUCUUCCAUCAGAACCGCCUGUUCCUAUAUUUUGUAAUGUCUGUACUAUUAUAUGAAAAAUCACCUGCUCUUGUUAAGGAUUCAGUUUCCUGGUUUAUUUUGGCUUCUUUGUCAUAAUGCUGUUAUGUGGGGUUUUCGUUAGGCUUUCCUGUCAUUUCACCCAAGGGUGAAAUCCAGCCAAUUUCUUGAUACCUCAGAGAGAUACAGGUAGGACAACUACCUCUUCCACGUCUUCCCACUCCUGCUUUAGGGAGGUGGAUGCACAUAGAUAGUGCAAUAAUGCUGUUCCCUGUAAAGUUAAUGUUCCCUGGCAGCUCACUUAAAAUGGUGCAAAUGAGAUGAGAGUUUCAGGAUGAGCUAAACCCUAACACUGAUUCUCAAAACGGAUAGACCCAGCGCACACUGGCUUUCUGGGGUUACCUCCUUUCAAGGUCCUGUUUAUAUUCACUGCAGUCCUGCUCCAUACAGAAGGCAAAAAUGUUGCCCUUGUUCUUCCUGCAGGUAUUUGUAAUCACCUGAUCCAAUAGUACUCUUCAUCUUGAGAUAAUCAGGUAAUAAUUGCUGAAAUCUAGGUGAUACCUGGGCACUCCCCCACUGUUCUAGGUAGCAUUUGAAUAAGUUUAUGUUCUCAAGUCAGCUUCAUGAAGGUUUACACCGAUGCAGCUACCAUCAGCAUUUUUACCAUUGCCUCUGGCCUAUGCAGCAAGGUCCUACUGUUGUUUCCCGACCUCCCAGAGCAUCCCAGCACGCUUGAGUGGCCUAUGUAGGAAUUUUGAUGGCUCUUACUUUCAGGAAACUUUGGUGUUAUAGAACUUUGGAUGUUAGGUGAUUUGAAAGAUACUCCAGUUUGGUUUCUUGAUGCAGAUUUUGCUUAAUUAUUAUUGGAGGUUAACAUAUUUGUGUCACAGUCGAAAAGCUAAAGACCUUGGAUAUAAGUUGGGGACUGUCUGGGCAGCUAUAAUUACUAUUACGAUUGUUGUCUUUGUUCGUCCAUUGCUUUCAAACAUACUAGAGAACAUUUUGUCCCUCGGCAGGUUCCAGGGCUAAGCAAAAGAAUUACAGGUGUUUUUCAAAUCUUGCCUAGUUCCUUUACAGCAUUGACAAUUUUAAGCUAAAGAAAUACCGCUUGUAAAAAUCUGUUCCUAAGUCCACCUUAAUUUAAUAUUUUGUACUCAACAUAUUUUAGUAGAGCAAUAUUGCACACAAGUUUUUUCCCUUUUUGAAUAAGUAUUUAGAGACUCAACCUAUCUGGCAGUUGACCAACUUCAUAGUAAACAAGGUAACUAUUCCUAAUUUGUUUUUACGUUACUGUUUUAAAAAAUAAGAGCGUGUUCUUCAAGCUUUUGUUUAAACUGAAUUAUGUGCUUUUGAACCAUGCAGUCCAGUAGUCUGUCCUGAAAGUUGUCCGUAUCGGGUAACGGACUUCCAUAUUAAAAAAACAUGGAGCUAAUAGUAAAGUGGAGGAACAGAACUACUAAAUGUUUAAUACGUUAACUUGAAAGUUAUCCAAUUUCACUUUUAAAGGAGAAUUAGCGCAAUAAAAACUUUCUCACGUGUAAA
Molecule: messenger RNA, 7620 nt
Organism: Struthio camelus australis
Lineage: Eukaryota; Metazoa; Chordata; Aves; Struthioniformes; Struthionidae
Source: RefSeq, a predicted model, not a curated record